This is a messenger RNA of Aspergillus piperis CBS 112811, 294 nucleotides long. RefSeq lists its product as uncharacterized. Lineage: Eukaryota; Fungi; Ascomycota; Eurotiomycetes; Eurotiales; Aspergillaceae. The transcript has 3 exons. Bases 1 to 294 code for a protein of 97 amino acids. The record is from RefSeq and is a predicted model, not a curated record.
AUGAUCGGUAGUGGCUUGAUGUCAUGGCUGAGGCCCUCCGAGGCCGUGCCUGAAAGCAAAUGGGACCCCGAGACCCUGACGAUGGAGCAGCCUGCUAGCCCAUCCGGUCCCUCCCUGGAGCACAUUGUUACUGAGCAACCGCGCACUGGAGAGUCCAUGCAGCUGCAGAUCCGCGGUGGUGUUGUGCUGGUGUCUGCUGCUUUGAAUGCUGCGAAUGCUGCUGCGAUUGUUGCGGCGACGACGAGCCCGAUGGUCCUCCCCCUCCUCCCGGCCCGCCCGGACCUCCAUGAGUGA